AGCUUCUCGUGUCCACCCCGUGGCCCCCACCGUGCGCCACUUCGCAACUCGUUUCAACCUGGAACGAAACGAUGCCAUCGUAAGGCGACAUUGGACAGUCACAAUCCAAGAUCCUUCAUGAAAACCACUGGUCUCGUUCUCCUUGCUGCUGCCUGCGUCGUCGGCAUCAAUGCCGACCCCCCUCGUCAAGGGCCCCACCAACUCCCUCCACUGCAUGAAGCCCCCAACACCCACAACACGUCGACUAGCGACGACAUCCUCCUUCCUCCUCAACGCCCAAACGGGGCUGGCCCCAACGGCACCCUUGGUAACCACACCAAGCCUGACAACUCGACCUUCGAUCACCCCUGCAACGACACCACGAACGGCACCGGACCCCACGGCGACCACACUGAAGACGUCGGCGCCCCCCGCCGCCCGCGCCAUGAUCCCCAAGGCAAACAACCCAACGGCACGAGGGGCCCGCAAUCCAGCAUCCCCGCAACCACUGCUUCCACGGACGCACAGGUGGCGGCGGUGGAAGCGGCUUCGUCCGGCGUUCGAAACAUUGUCGUGUCGUUGGGUGCUGUGUUCAUCGUCGGCGUUAGCGCUUUCGUCGGUUAAGUAUAGCAUGACCAUGCAGUU
Messenger RNA from Aphanomyces invadans, 624 nucleotides. RefSeq lists its product as hypothetical. The transcript has a single exon. NCBI's taxonomy places the organism in Eukaryota, Oomycota, Saprolegniomycetes, Saprolegniales, Verrucalvaceae. Bases 118 to 603 code for a protein of 161 amino acids. The record is from RefSeq and is a predicted model, not a curated record.